ACAAGACAAUUAGCAUUUCUUCUGGACUUACUUUCUCAAGUGACCAAUUUUUCUAAAAUGCUCAAUUACAAUCUCAAAACUCUUGUUUUUUCUCUUCUUAUAAUCCAUACUUGCUUUGGUGUUUCUAAAGGGAAUUUGAGAACUGGGUUCUACUCUCAGACAUGUCCCUUGGCUGAAGCUAUUGUUCUCAAUGUUGUUAAAACAGCUGUUUCUGUUGAUCGCCAAGUUGCUGCAAGGUUGCUCAGGCUCUUCUUCCAUGAUUGCUUUGUCCAGGGGUGUGAUGGGUCAAUUUUGCUCGAGAAUGGGGAGACUGGGGAGAGAAGUGCAAGAGGGAACUUGGGUGUUGGAGGUUUUGAAGUGAUACAAGAUGCCAAAACACAUUUAGAAGGCAUUUGCCCUGGAAUGGUUUCCUGUGCAGACAUUGUAGCAUUAGCUGCCCGUGAUGCUGUUUUCUUGACAAAUGGGCCAUUUUUUGGGGUCCCAACUGGGCGAAGAGAUGGCCGGAUUUCAAAGAUUUCAUUUGCUGCUAAUUUGCCUGAAGUUGACGACUCAAUUGAGAUUCUCAAGUCUAAGUUCCAAGCAAAAGGACUUUCAGAUGAAGACCUUGUCCUUCUUAGUGGUGGUGGGCAUACAAUUGGUACCACUGCAUGCUUCUUCAUGCCAAGAAGACUCUACAACUUUAGUGGCCGAGGAGACUCGGACCCUAAAAUCAAUCCCAAAUUUCUGCCACAACUCAAAACUCAAUGCCCUCUGAAUGGAGAUGUCAAUGUCAGACUCCCUCUUGACUGGUCCUCUGACUCAAUAUUUGAUGAUCACAUCUUGCAAAAUAUCAGACAAGGGUUUGCUGUGAUUGCAUCAGAUGCCAGGCUUUAUGAUGAUAGGAACACCAAACAGAUAAUCGACUCUUAUGUCGGAUCCACCGGAAAAGGAAGGAGGUCUUUUGGAGCUGAUUUUGCUAAAGCAAUGGUGAAGUUGGGGAAUGUUGAUGUUAAAACAGGUUCACAAGGAGAAAUUAGAAGAGUUUGCAAUGCUGUCAAUUAGCACUUGAAAACUGAAUUCUGUACCAACUCAACAUAUAUAAAUAGAAAUCUUGUCAAUGCAAGAAAAGAAACUUUGAAUAUCAAA
This is a messenger RNA of Ricinus communis (castor bean), 1125 nucleotides long. Its product is annotated as peroxidase 43. Gene Ontology annotation, biological process: hydrogen peroxide catabolic process; response to oxidative stress. The record is from RefSeq and is a predicted model, not a curated record. Gene Ontology annotation, cellular component: plant-type cell wall; plasmodesma. Lineage: Eukaryota; Viridiplantae; Streptophyta; Magnoliopsida; Malpighiales; Euphorbiaceae. Gene Ontology annotation, molecular function: heme binding; peroxidase activity. The transcript has 4 exons. The coding region runs from base 58 to 1041 and encodes 327 amino acids.